Homarus americanus (American lobster) is the source of this 600-nucleotide messenger RNA. Its product is annotated as autotransporter adhesin BpaC-like. The record is from RefSeq and is a predicted model, not a curated record. The coding region runs from base 1 to 600 and encodes 199 amino acids. The transcript has a single exon. Lineage: Eukaryota; Metazoa; Arthropoda; Malacostraca; Decapoda; Nephropidae.
AUGGUCAGUAUGUAUAAUACAGAUGGUGCCGGAGUAGCAGUAGGAGACGUCGUAGGGUGUCUUGGCCGUGGACCUGACGUAGCGUAUAAACAUCUUAAUAUCUGUCAACAGAAGUCAGCCAUAGGUCAACAAAAGUCAGUCACAGGUCAAAAGAAUUCAGCCACAGGUCAACAAAAGUCAGCCACAGGUCAACAGAAGUCAGCCACAGGUCAACAGAGUUCAGUAGCAGAUCAACGAAAAUCAGUCACAGGUCAACAAAAGUCAGUCACAGGUCAACAGAAGUCAGUCUCAGGUCAACAGAAGUCAGCCUCAGGUCAACAAAAGUCAGUCACAGGUCAACAGAAGUCAGCCUCAGGUCAACAGAAGUCAGCCUCAGGUCAACAGAAGUCAGCCACAGGUCAACAGAGUUCAGUAGCAGAUCAACGAAAAUCAGUCACAGGUCAACAGAAGUCAGUCUCAGGUCAACAGAAGUCAGCCUCAGAACAACAAAAGUCAACCACCGGUCAACUGAAGUCGGUAGCAGGACAACAGAAGUCAACGGCAGAUGAACAGAAGUCAGCCACAGAUCAACAGAAGUCAGCCACAGGUCAACAGUGGUGA